Messenger RNA from Gadus macrocephalus (Pacific cod), 4063 nucleotides. RefSeq names its product macoilin 1a (gene maco1a). Bases 199 to 2265 code for a protein of 688 amino acids. The transcript has 11 exons. Gene Ontology annotation, biological process: neuronal signal transduction. The record is from RefSeq and is a predicted model, not a curated record. Gene Ontology annotation, cellular component: rough endoplasmic reticulum membrane. Lineage: Eukaryota; Metazoa; Chordata; Actinopteri; Gadiformes; Gadidae.
CUUCACGUCAGAAUGCGACGCACUGUUUCGUGAAAGGGGGAGGGCCUUCCACUGACUGUUUUUAUUUAUUUCUUUGUUUCAUGUGCAUAAAACAAAUACAAUGGGUAAAAAUUGAAGAACCGCUCAUAGUAGCAUGACUGUAUAACAUUUCCGUUGCAUUUACCAGAGCGGUAUCAGAGGUGAAUCAACAGGGGGAGGAUGAAGCGGCGCAAUGCGGACUGCAGCAAACUCCGACGGCCGUUAAAACGGAACAGAAUUACCGAGGGUAUAUAUAGCAGUACUUUCCUAUACCUGAAGUUCCUGGUAGUGUGGGUGUUGGUGCUGCUAGCAGACUUUGUACUGGAGUUCAGGUUUGAGUACCUGUGGCCCUUCUGGCUUUUCAUCAGAAGUGUCUACGACUCGUUCAGAUACCAGGGGCUGGCCUUCUCGGUGUUCUUUGUGUGUGUAGCGUUUACGUCCGACAUCAUCUGCCUCCUCUUCAUCCCCGUCCAGUGGCUGUUCUUUGCCGCUAGCACCUACGUAUGGGUCCAGUAUGUCUGGCACACAGAACGAGGAGUGUGUCUGCCCACCGUGUCGCUAUGGAUACUCUUUGUGUACAUCGAGGCCGCCAUCCGCUUCAAAGACCUGAAGAACUUCCAUGUUGACCUGUGUCGUCCGUUUGCUGCUCACUGCAUCGGGUACCCGGUGGUCACGCUGGGUUUCGGUUUCAAGAGCUACGUCAGCUACAAGAUGCGCCUCCGCAAACAGAAGGAGGUGCAGAAGGAGAACGAGUUCUACAUGCAGCUGCUGCAGCAGGCACUGCCUCCUGAGCAACAGAUGCUGCAGCGGCAGGAGAGGGAGGCCGAGGAAGCGGCUCUAUCCAAGGGGGUGACGGUGACGGAGGUGGAGCCCACGCCGCCUGUGUGUCAGAACGGCGCUCCGCCGGGGAAGAAGAGCUCCCAGAGCGCCCAGCUUCCGGAGCUGGAGUACCGGGAGAAAGGGCGGGACAGCAACGGGAAGGAGAGGGAGGGUAAAAAACAGCACCCGGUUGGGAUCAACAACAACAGCAUCGUGCACACAAUAGACUCCAGGGUGCAGGAGACGGACUUUGUGGAGAACCACAUCGGGGGGAAGAGACUGAACAAUGACUUGGUGGGGGAGCACACGCACGCUGACCCCACUCAGAUCCCCAAAGAGGAAACGGCCACAACAACGGCUGUGGCUGCAACAGCGGGGAAAAGCACGAAAAAUCUGGGCGGAGGGGGUGGGGCCGGGUCCAGCUCCUCCCCCCGAAGCCACAGCUCGUCCAAUGGGAGCGUGCCGUCGGGUUCCACGUCCUCCAGUAAGAACGAGAAGAAGCAGAAGGGAGGCGGGAAGAGUCCCAAAGACCCGGUGGAGAACUGCAUCCCUAAUAACCAGCUGGGCAAGACGGACACGUUAGUACGGCUGGAGCAGGACGUGAAGCGUCUGAAGGCGGACCUGCAGGCCAGCCGGCAGCUGGAGUCAGAGCUCCGCAGCCAGCUGUCCUCCCUCAGCAGCCAGGACCGCAGCCUGCGCUCCGAGCUGGGCCAGCUCCGCCAGGACAAUGAGCUGCUGCAGAACAAGCUCCAUAGUGCGGUGCAGGCCAAGCAGAAGGACAAGCAGACCAUCUCCCAGCUGGAGAAGCGUCUGAAGGCGGAGCAGGAGGCCCGGGCACUGGCUGAGAAGCAGCUGGCGGACGAGAGGAAGAGGAAGAAGGUGGAGGAGGCCACCGCCGCCCGGGCUGUGGCACUGGCCGCCGCCACCAGGGGGGAGUGCACCGACUCCCUACGCGGCCGCAUCAGAGACCUGGAGACGGAGUGUAAGAAGAUGGGCAUGGACGUGAAGCUGAAGGAGGAGCAGAUCAGGGAUCUGGACGGAAAGUGUCAGGAGCUGAGAAAGUACAAGGAGAACGAGAAGGACACGGAGGUCCUGAUGUCAGCGCUGUCUGCCAUGCAGGAGAAGACCCAGCACCUGGAGAACAGCCUGAGCGCCGAGACCCGAAUCAAACUGGACCUCUUCUCAGCGCUGGGCGACGCCAAGAGGCAGCUGGAGAUAGCCCAAGGCCAGCUCCAUCAGCGAGAGCAAGAGAUAGCGGACCUCAAGCAGCGGAUUGCGGAGGUGAUGGCGGUGAUGCCCAGCCUGUCCUACUCUUCGGACGGCGGGAACCACAGCCCCGUUGCGCCCCACUACUCCUCCAAGUUCAUGGACAGCAGCCCCUCCUCCCUGGACCCCAACGCCUCCGUCUACCAGCCCCUCAAGAAGUGAACCCCCAGGGGACCGGGGACACAAUUGUGGAUUUAGUUUCCCCUCUUGUUUAAUUCCGUAUGUUUGUGUGACAGUCCCUGAGGAUUUUCUGGUCACCAUACAUACAGUUUCCAUUGGAAAACUGGUACGCGCAAACUCGUGCUCGCUCCUGGUUCUUCUGGUUCAGCUGGACUGGGGUUCUGGUUCUGAGAACCAGAGGGCGUUGCUAACGAGGUGUUUAUUUUUGAUGUUCUUUUUUUAUCGUACAUUAUUUUGGCUGCUGUUGUUACUGCGUUUGAUUGUUUGUUGGGAUGUAGCCAUGACAGGAUCCGAUAUGUAUCUAGGUAAAAGCCAACCAAGAAGUUAAAAGAAAAGAGAAGACCGUGUUGCAUCUGUCAUUUGGGUUUGGUUUUUCCACGGGAUCUUGAUCAAUUAGAUAAAACACACCGCAAUGGGCGUAAAAAAAAAGUGUCUGUUAAGUAAAAAAACAAAACUAUUUUGGGAUAGAUGAAUGUACAAGUACUUUUCAUGUUUUGAAUAUCAUCAAUGAUCGUUUGUUUUGUACUGAAUGUGUUUCAGCUCGCUCGAGAAAUGUACUUUUGUUACUGACCUUGUGAUAUAGCACAGGUAGACAUUUUGUUUGUUCCUCAGACGUUUUUUUUGAAGGUUGAACCACAUAUGCCCCUGGUGCAUAAUGGAAAGGUCAAAUACCAUACCAGAAAAGUAGAUGGUGACUUAUCAUAGAUUUGACUAGGCGCUGCCAAACAAUCUUGAAUUUAUUUUUAUGUUGUUGAUGAUGAUGCCCUUCAUCCACCCUCAUUGGGACCAAAUUGGAAACUGUUAGGCCAUAUUAUUCUUCUGUGGAUUUAAUGAUGUCUGGGUAACCCGGCUGUUACCGUCUUGCUGUUUUACAGUGCCUUGCGAUUUGUCUUUUAUAAGAUGUAGAACCAUACUCUCAUUCCCACACUAGGCUCUGGUUCUCACCCCCUAGCAUUUGCGUGGUUUUCGUUUCUACAAUGUAUUUCCAUGGUAACAGUAUUAGGAGGAAGUGUCCACCCUGCCCCUAGAUUCUACAAAGCAUAACCAACCCAAUCAGAUUGUCUAAUCAAGCCCUACAGCUGGCAUUUAGUUGUUUACGACAAUGUACAUUGCAAUGCUGAGGAAUGUUUUAAUUUAUCUACUUCUGUUAUUAAGUGCCAAGUGUUGAAGUGUUUCUUUGGAUCGGUUUACAUCCAUACUUUCAAUUGGUGUAGUGUGUGUACAAUGUUUAAAGAAGAGUACUGUUUUUCUUUUUGUCAUUACAACCUUCUUGAAUGGUGUUCGUUGUAUUAACGAGGUCGUAGGUGAAUAUGGUGCAGCGCUUAGGCAGCCAGACGGAUUCAUAGUGUUCACUUCGUCUAUUUUUCCCUUCGCAUUUAUUUAUUUGUCGAGAGACUUUAUGGUUCCGUUAAGCGGCUUCUCUCUGGGUUGCCGUCUUCCUCCUCGCCAGAGGGAACUGUGAAUUACUCGUGUUGAUGGGGAGUAGUUUGCCCUGGUCGUGGCGGUCACAGUGUGUCGCACGGGGCCGGAGUUUACCCAACCCCCCACCCUGACGGUGCGCUCAAGUAUUUAUGUGGAUUACUAUGACAUUGUGAAUUUAGUUCUUGAUGUGGUUUUUGACAAUAUUUGGAAGAAGAAUGAGGGGAUGUAUGCAUAAGAAGUGCUUCAUUUGAACUCUGCAUCGUCCCACCAUGUUGAGUCUCGUCUCUUCCAAAAGAUGUUCCUGUGUCUUCUCUCUGGCGCUCGCUGAGCGUCACAAUUAAAGAACGUUUUGCUGGUG